AUGGAAACACUUAGCAAUUACGAACAACUCAUGCCAGAAACCUUGUCAUCAUCUCUACUACCGGAAGAAGAUGCGUACUCCUCACUGAGCAGUUACGGCAAUCUUAACCCGCAAUUUCUAACCACAGCAAGAAAUAGAAUUAGAAGGUCAUCAAGGAACGCAAUAGUGUCUAACACAGUACAACAGGAAACUGUGGAGAAAGACGGAAAGGAAUCACCCAGCAAAAGUGCAUCCAAAACGGAGAGUACAGAAACAAAUGCGGAAAAUAACAACCAGAAAAAUGAAGCGAACCAGAGUAAUCAAUCAAAGAAACUAAACGAUAACAAUAUUAAAAGGAUAAACGAAAGUGCCGAAAAAAGAAAACACAGAUAUAACACUGGUUUAGAAGCAGACAAAGCAGAAGUGCAAACAGUCGAAUCAGCGGCUGAUGGAAAAAGAAGUCAAACGAGUUUACUCGAUAAAAUAAUAAGGACAAAUAAAAUUGGGAAAGAAGGAAUGAAAAAACUUAUUAAGAAACAAACUGUGCUCCAUACCGGAGAUUACAAUGAUAAAGAUUCAACGGACGAUUUACAAGGACAAAAAUCAGAGGAAUGGAAAAAUAAGCAAUGGAAUAUCUGGAAGAAGAAAAAUGAAACCGAAUGGAAAGUUUUUAAUACAUGCAUUGAAAAUGAAAAAGACAAUUGGCUUCAACGAGUAGAACAAGAAUGGCAGCAAUUUCUAGAAGCUAUGCAAAAUAAAUGGAUUCACAUUAACAAAAGAAUGGACGAGGAAUACAAAAUCAUCAUUCCGGAAGAAUCUGCAGCAUGGGAUGACACACAAUGGAUAGAAUGGAUUAAAACGGAAGGAAGAGAAUUUAUGGAACAUCAAUGGAAAAUAUGGCUUUCUCAAAAGGAAGCAGAUCUGAACGACUGGAUUGUAAAGCAAUGGAUAGGGUGGAAGAACUCGCAGAUUAGCGACUGGUUAAUGACUGACUGGAGACUCCAAGAAGAGGCUUCAUGGUCAAAUUAUGAAAAUCAUAAAAUUACAAACAUGCUACAAAGAAAAAAGAGAAAAAAAUGGACCGAAUGGAGAGAGCGCAUCAACAGAGAAAGGGAAGAGUGGGAAGAUUGGGUCCGCUCCAAAGAAAAUAUAUAUUUAAAUAGUAAAUGGAAUAAAUGGUCUAAAUGGAAAAGAGACAAACGAUUUAUAUUUAGUAAAUGGGUGGAAAUGAUUACUAACAGGCUGAUAAAUGAACGGCAAUGGAAAGAAUGGGUUAAAUCAUAG
Plasmodium inui San Antonio 1 is the source of this 1263-nucleotide messenger RNA. RefSeq lists its product as hypothetical. The record is from RefSeq and is a predicted model, not a curated record. Bases 1 to 1263 code for a protein of 420 amino acids. Lineage: Eukaryota; Apicomplexa; Aconoidasida; Haemosporida; Plasmodiidae. The transcript has 2 exons.